AUGGCGUGGGCGUUUGGCCACCGGUGGCGAGGAGCUUUGAGGAUACGAGAUAGGAGAAGACGCAGACGGCAUCUUGAAGAUUGGUCCCGGGCCCCCGGCUCUUUUCACCGCAAUAUCGCCAACGCGACUGAGAGCACCGGCUUCGGAUCCCCGAUCAAAAACGAAGACGGAUCAUUGCAGGUGCCGCCAACGAAGAAGCAAAAACGAAACAAACCUACUUUAUCUUGCUUUGAAUGUGUAGAAAGAAAGACCAAGUGCGAUAGAGGCCGACCUCACUGUAUAAAACGACAAACUGAGUGUAAAUAUGCCACCGUUGCUAAUAUCCUGGAGGAGACGAAUCGCUCUGUUAGUAAUGCUCGACGGAUGACAAAGCCUCCAAAGAAAAAACCACCGUUAUCAAAUGGAUUCGAAGGACCCAAGCAAGCUCCGAACCCUUUUGAGAGAAGUGCUUCAAGAGGCUCAACAUCCUCAUCUACUGGCUUACUCUCCAAUGUUCCAUAUUCGCACCCCACUGCUUCAAACGUCUUCGGCAUCGGCUCAGAGCAUCCAUUUGCAAAUUAUUGGACAUGCCAAGGAGGCCUACCGGAGACAAUCUCUGUCUUACCUGAGAAGCUGCAAGCGGACAUCCUGCUGGAGCGGUAUUUCGAGUGUGUUGAUCCAGUCUACCCAAUGAUACACCGGCAAACAUUUUAUGCCGACUAUGAGCAUUUCUGGUCCCUGCCCCAAGAUGAAAAGAAUCGGGUUGACGGUGCACUCGUCGCCUUGACGUUUGCCAUGCUAGCAAUGGGAACCCAAUUCGUGACGACAACCUCACCCCGAGAACGACAGCAAACGGCUGAAUUCUACGUCUCCGCAGGUCAUCAAUCGCUACGCAUGAGCUCCUACCUCAAUAAGGCUUCCGUCCGCUCCAUUCAAGCCAUGGUCCUUAUAACCUACUUCCUCAUAAACGACAACCACGCCUCGGACGGCUGGGCCUUCGCUGGGAUCCUAAUCCGCCAAGCCUAUGCCAUGGGCUUACACAGAGAUCCCAACAUCGUCUGUCCCAACGCCAGCAUCUUCGAGAAGCAAGUCCGGCGGAAACUUUGGCAGGCCGUACUCCUCCAAGACACCUUCCUAACCGUCCUCCUCUCGCUUCCUCCGUCAGCUACCCAUACAGACGUCAACGUCGAAGACCUCAUCGACGACUCGUCCUCCAUCGCAAACACUAACCCCACAGACACAGCUUACAUCCGGGGCUGCUGGACGCUCGCCAACCUCGUCCAAGAAACCAUCUGCUCACCCCGCUCCCUCGACCUCCCCAUCUGUGCCACUCCGCGCCAAAAAUCCAAACUUCUCGCUGACUUCCGGGCCGUAUACCGAUCUUUCCCGGACAUUUUUCGCUCCUGGGACGCAGAAUCCAUCGGCCAACUCUGCGCAGCAAAUAAGCGUAUCGUCCGUCAAACGUUAUUCUUGACGAGCAACUACUUUCACAAUGUGAUGUUGUUGCAUAGUAGUGCGAGCGCAGAGGUGCCUGUUAAUGUGAGGGGAGCGCUGGAGGCAGCACAUGACGCGAUUCACGCAUUUUUCUUACUGUAUCAAUUGUUCGAGAGCGAAGCGAAGGUGUGGUGGGUGUUUAAUCACAGGGCAUUCUUGGAGGCGAUGUGCAUCGGGAAUAUACUUCGAGAAGAAGCAAAGCUGGAAGGUGGAGAGGAAUUACUACUGAAGGAUCCGCUAUUUCUGAGGGCUAAGGCUGAUAUUGUGAGAAUGAUCGAGAUAAUGCAACUAAUGAGUGAAGGGGAACACGGUUCUGCCGUGGCGUUGACGAGGGUUUCUGUGUUAAGUACCUAUCUGCCUGAAGCACAAAUAUCUCCGCAGAUAUCAACAAUAUAG
Messenger RNA from Hyaloscypha bicolor E, 1869 nucleotides. RefSeq lists its product as uncharacterized. The coding region runs from base 1 to 1869 and encodes 622 amino acids. The transcript is spliced from 6 exons. Lineage: Eukaryota; Fungi; Ascomycota; Leotiomycetes; Helotiales; Hyaloscyphaceae. Gene Ontology annotation, biological process: DNA-templated transcription; regulation of DNA-templated transcription. Gene Ontology annotation, molecular function: DNA binding; DNA-binding transcription factor activity, RNA polymerase II-specific; zinc ion binding. Gene Ontology annotation, cellular component: nucleus. The record is from RefSeq and is a predicted model, not a curated record.